Molecule: messenger RNA, 1484 nt
Organism: Neurospora tetraspora
Lineage: Eukaryota; Fungi; Ascomycota; Sordariomycetes; Sordariales; Sordariaceae
Exons: 1
Coding region: 186-1100 (304 amino acids)
Cellular component (GO): nucleus
Source: RefSeq, a predicted model, not a curated record
CUUGCAUCAACCGACCCGAACUGCAGGAAGUCGGAGCUCCCCAUCAGCAACUCCCGUCCCGUGCUUAUCUGAUAAAGCUGUCCCCUCCCCCGACUCUGUCGUCAUUCUUUUUCGCAACUCCCAUCGAACAAACCAAAACGCCAUCAAACCAACCAAAGUAAACCAAUUCCAGCCCAACCGUUACAAUGGCUCUUAGAACCAUCCUCGUCACCGGCGCGACCGGCCAACAAGGCGGCGCCGUAGUCCGCGCCCUCCUCAACCACCGCAACUUCGACGCCUCCCCCCUCAAGAUCCUCGCCCUUACUCGCAACGCCUCCAGCCCCUCGGCCCAGCGCCUCGUCGAUUCCAGCAAGGGCAUCGUCCAGCUGAUCCAGGGCGACUCGACCAACCCCAAGCCCAUCUUCGACGCCCAGCCCAAGGGCUCCAUCGACUCGCUCUUCGUCGUCACCACGAUGGGCAAGCAGCCCGAGGAGCAGCAGGCGAUCCCGCUCAUCGACACGGCCGUCGAGCACGGCGUCAAGCAAGUCAUCUUCUCGUCGGUUGACCGCGGCGGAGACGAGAAGAGCUGGGACAACCCAUGUCCCGAGAUCCCCCAUUUCGUGGCCAAGCACAACGUCGAGGUGCACAUCCGCAACAAGGCCGAGAAGGACCCGUCCCAAUUCUCGUGGACCAUCCUGCGCCCCGUCGCCUUCAUGGACAACUUCAACCCGGGCUUCUUCUGCAAGCUCAUGACGGCCAUGUGGCGCAGCGCCCUCAAGCCCACCACCAAGCUGCAACUCACGGGCGUUCGCGACAUUGGCCUGUUUGCUGCCGAGGCCUUUCACAACCCGACCGAGUACGCCGGCAAGGCCGUGGGCAUUGCGGGCGACGAGUUGACGCUCGAGGAGGCCCGCGAGAAGUUCAAGAAGGUUACUGGCAAGGAGUUGCCCGAGACGUUCACCUUCCUCGGCUCCCUGAUGCUCUGGAUGGUCAAGGACAUGGGCGCCAUGUUUGCCUUCUUUGAGAACCAGGGCUAUGGAGUGGAUAUCGAGGCCACGAAGAAGAUUGUGCCGACGGAGGACUUUGAGACGUGGUUGAAGGAGAGCAGCAAGUGGAAGUAGGGGGACAUGGAUGCUGCUGCUGCUGCUGCUGCUGCUGCGUCGAGGUGUACGAUACUCUUCUGUUGUCCUGUUUGUUUUCUUUUGUCGGAUUUGCUUGUUGGCUGAGGCUGCGAGUCAAAAUAGUUACCAUUAAUUGAGUGGAUAAUAGAGAUUGUUUUAGCAAUUCCUUUGUCUUUACGUUCGAGCACGCGGGGCACAAAGGAUCUCAAGGGUAUCACCACUUCACCAGAGCGGUAGUGUAGGCGUAGUCGAACACCAGCAGUUGCAAAUCCUACCUCAGGAACACCCCCUCGCAUUGCCUGUUCGGAUUACAAAAUGAUUCAUCCUGAGUGAGAUACUGUGUUACAUUGUCGGCUCAGGAGCGGCCGUCGUGCGGGGAAAUGG